Molecule: messenger RNA, 2703 nt
Organism: Momordica charantia (bitter melon)
Lineage: Eukaryota; Viridiplantae; Streptophyta; Magnoliopsida; Cucurbitales; Cucurbitaceae
Gene: GPDHC1
Product: 6-phosphogluconate dehydrogenase family protein
Biological process (GO): carbohydrate metabolic process; glycerol-3-phosphate catabolic process
Cellular component (GO): cytosol
Molecular function (GO): glycerol-3-phosphate dehydrogenase [NAD(P)+] activity; NAD binding
Source: RefSeq, a predicted model, not a curated record
AAUCCCAAUUAGGAGGUAUAGUUAUUACAAGCAUAUGCAUAGCUUGUUGGGGAGUUAGUUGGCCCCCUCAGUAAAUCCUCCGGUGGCCUUCUUCUCUCCUCUUUUAAUGCUUUCGUACAGCGGCCGAACUCUCUACUCCACAUCGCCAUCAAUGCCUCUCUUCCUCAUCAGAUUCUUCAUCUGUCACAAAAACCCAUUUCUUACAACCCUCUUUCACGGCUUCCUUCGCCACCAUUUUUGCUCUCUUUCCUUCCCCCUCCAAUGGGUUUCUUCCUCUCUCUUGUUCUCUCCAAUUUGCCGUUUUGAGCUUCUCUUUCGCCGUCUUCUGUGUCUGAUGGGUCUUUGAGAGCUUGCUUCCUCCUCCAUUAAUGGUGGGGCUGUGGGAUCCUCGAAUGUGGUGAGGUGGGUCAAGCUGUUGGGAAGAGAUUGGUUGUGGGAAUUCGAAUUUAAGCCCCCAUCCCACUUUGUAGUUUCCGCCAAGCACAAGAUCAGACCGACUUAAUUGACUUUUUUUUCCCCAUUUUCACACACAGCUUGAUUUUAAUAUUUUUGAUCUUUUGUCGUCUGUUUUGGGGUUUUAUUGUUGGAUGUGGGUAGAUGAACGAACCCUCUCGGAGAAAGCAAUGCCGCAUUUGAAUAUUUCGAUUGUUUUGAAGUUGGGAAUUUCCAGUUUGGUGGUUGGGUGAAGCUUUUAGAAACUGGUAGAAGUGGGAAUUGUUUCUUCUUUCGCAUUUUAAAUGGUGAUUAGAAGAAAGCAAACCAUUCUGGUCUGAGAAUUUGAUUCAAUUAAUUUAUACAUUAGCUCCAACAACUUGAUCUGAAUACUGUAGAUUCUUUGAACAGAACCCGCAAAUAUAAGCAUCUUUUAGGGUAAUUGCAUAUCGGAUUCUUCAUUUCUUCUUCUUCUGGUGUUGUUUCUUUAGUUUUUCUGAGACAAUGAGUCACCAUCCUCUCUCACAUUCAAAUGGUUCAACUCAUAACUGCAAUGGAUUGGAAGAGAAGCUUGAAGAACUCAGAAGACUUCUAGGCAAAUCUGAUGGCGAUCCACUGAGGAUCGUUGGGGUGGGAGCUGGAGCUUGGGGAAGUGUUUUUGCAGCUCUGCUUCAAGACAGCUAUGGCCAAUUUCGGGAGAAGGUUCAAAUCCGGAUAUGGAGAAGAGCAGGAAGAGUUGUGGAUAAAGCUACAGCAGAACACCUCUUUGAAGUGAUAAACUCAAGGGAAGAUGUGCUUAGGAGGCUCAUCAGGAGAUGUGCUUAUCUUAAAUAUGUUGAAGCUCGGCUCGGGGACCGGGUGCUUUAUGCGGAUGAGAUUUUGAAAGACGGGUUUUGCUUGAACAUGAUUGACACACCCCUUUGCCCUUUGAAGGUGGUGUCUAACUUGCAGGAGGCUGUUUGGGAUGCUGACAUUGUGGUCAAUGGCCUGCCCUCUACUGAAACAAGGGAGGUUUUUGAAGAGAUAAGGAAAUAUUGGAAGGAGAGAAUCACAGUGCCUAUUAUAAUCUCUUUGGCAAAGGGAAUAGAAGCUGCUCUGAAACCUGUUCCCCACAUAAUAACUCCUACUCUGAUGAUCAAUCGAGCGACUGGAGUGCCUAUAGAGAAUAUAUUGUAUCUUGGUGGACCAAAUAUUGCCUCGGAGAUCUACAACAAGGAAUAUGCUAAUGCUCGAAUUUGCGGAGCUGAAAAGUGGAGGAAACCCCUUGCAAACUUUUUGAGGCAACCUCAAUUUAUUGUCUGGGAUAAUAGUGACCUUGUGACACAUGAAGUCAUGGGCGGUCUGAAAAACGUCUAUGCUAUUGGAGCAGGAAUGGUGGCAGCCCUUACAAAUGAGAGUGCCACCAGCAAAUCAGUAUAUUUUGCACACUGUACCUCAGAGAUGAUCUUUAUUACUUACUUGCUAGCAGAAGAACCCGAGAAGCUUGCAGGUCCUUUGCUCGCCGACACAUACGUGACCUUGUUGAAAGGUCGUAAUGCCUGGUACGGGCAAAUGUUGGCCAAGGGUGAACUUAGUCUAGAUAUGGGUGAUAGCAUUAGCGGGAAAGGAAUGAUUCAGGGAGUGUCUGCUGUUAGUGCUUUCUAUGAAAUUCUGAGUCAAUCAAGCCUAAAUGUAUUGCAUCCUGAAGACAACAAGCCUGUUGCUCCUGUGGAGCUUUGUCCCAUCUUAAAGACACUAUAUAAAAUACUGAUUAAAAGGGAUGGAUCGCCACAAGCUAUACUUGAAGCAUUGCGAGACGAGACCUUGAACGAUCCCCGAGACCGCAUCGAGUUGGCACAGAGCCAUGCUUUCUACAGGCCUUCACUGCUUGGCCAACCUUGAGCUGUAGUUUCAAUGGCAAGCUCACAUAAAACUCCAUGGAAGUUGUUCCAUAAUAUGAGCAGAAGCAGAAGCAGAAGUCUGCCUAAGUGAGAUAUGAACUUUUGAACUGUUUGGUCAUGUAUAGUCUAUAGCUUUCUUUCUUAAGGUUAUAUCAGAAUUUCACAACUUCUUGACCCAUUCAGUGAAGUUUUCAUCAUUGAUGGUUCAGAUUAUUUCAUCACACUAUGCAAGGAUCAUUGUGUAAUUUCACUAUCCACGUGGGUUGGGGUUGAAAAUUCACUCCAUUUUCGAUUAGGUGAUUUCUCGGUAGAUUUGAGUUCUAUUUCUUCGCCGAACUUUUAUUUGUAUUUCAUUUUAGUCUUUGAACUUUAAAACGUUUUGUUUUAGUCA